AAAUCAAGCCAGAAGAUGGACCUCGAGUUGAGAUUGUUUUUCUUUCGGUUUCAUUCUCUGUGGUCAGUGCUGGCAGAAAGGAAGGGUUCGAGCGUGAACGCCUCUCUGCUCGUCGGACAGGGAGACGCCUCGUUGACUCUGUCCCGGCUGAAGGCGCUGGACGAGGGGACGUACAUCUGCACCGUCACCCUCGGGCCUUUCAACGCCCAGCAGGUCAUCCAGCUGCACAUCACUCAACCUCCUGAGGUUUCCCUCUCAGAGGAGAAGUUUGUUUUGAAGACGGACUCGCCCCAGACGCUGAGCUGCCACUGCUCUAAAUAUUAUCCACUGGAUGCUCAGAUGGAGUGGUGGUCCCUCUCUCCUGAGGACUCAGAGCCCAAACUGCUCCUGGAUCAGGGCUCUCUCUCCAGCCACCGGCAGCACGGAGACGGUUCCUACUCCCUGUCCUCUCACCUGUCUGUCCCCUCCAGCGUCUCCCCGGGGACCAGGCUCACCUGCAGGGUGUCCCACCAGGCCCUGGACGCCCCUGUGUCUCUCACUGUUGUGGUAGAAAGUCCAACACAAGGCUCCUACUGGUGGGUCCUGGGUUUCCUGAUCAUCAGCGUGCUGUUCUUCCACCAGGUCAUGACAUAAAUAAGGAUUUAUUCUAAUAGAUAAUCCUGACUUUAAACUGAGCCCAGAGAGAUUUCCUGUUGUGAGUCUGUAAGUUAUUAUUAAUGUUAUAAGAAGAAAUCACUGGUUCUUUCCACUCGAGGGGUGAGACUUUCUUUUUGGAUAUAGUAUUCCUGCUUUUGCACUAUUUCUUUUUAAUUUGGUACUUUUAAUUGCUUGAUUUUCCAUUUUGUUUCUCUUUUUGUAAUGUACUUUUCACAAUGAAGGGUUAUGUGACUCAACCAGAUUGAUUGAGGUGUUUGACAUGAUCAUCUUCAGUACAUUUCUAGUGUGAUAUCUGUGAGCUUUGUAAGUAAACGGGCAUCACUAGGAGUAUAUUGUGAAAGAAAACAUUUUCCAACCAGGUCUAAAAUGUCUCGACGUGUCAGGAGAAUAAAACAAAGUUCAGUUGUGUUGAUGAUUUAUUUAUUGGCAUCAGCAAAAGUGGUAAGCAUGCAUUUUGUUUUUCAGUUGCAUCUUCUUACUGCAUUUCCCGGUUUUAAAUCCCAAAACAUGUUCUCUUAUCUCCCGUGGUAACAACAACCUGAUAACAUCGCUGCACAAUAUCAUCAGAUAAUUACAACUAACUGCUACAUUAUGCAUCUUCACUCUCACAAUUAGCUUUUACUUUUAUAUCCCCCCAUAAAACCUGAAGAGUUCAUAAACACAUGUUCAGGAGAAUAAUCUGACAUGUGUGCUAAUAAUCAAUCCAUACAAUACUACAUGGUUUUUUACAGCUCACUAUAGAAGCAGUUGUUUGCAGUCUGAGAAUAUAAUUUUGAAAGUGAAAUUAAUCAAAUGUUGGCAAACUCUUGAGCAUCAUUGCAUUGCAUAAGCGUUAUUUUUUUAAGAUCAGAAAGACAUAUACACAGGUCGUUUAAACCACUAACAAAAUAAAAUGUACAAUCGGCAGUUAGGUUCAGAAAUGGCAGAUACACAGAUCACACAAAAAGGCAAAACUAUGGACACGGUUUGCCAUGCAAAUUAGAAACAAACACGUCAUGUUGCAUUUCUGCAGGUGAGUCUGUUUUUUAAGUGAGUGGGGGCGGGAGGUGGGUUUCUAAAUCAUGUCCUUUUCCCCCGUUUCCCUGCUUUUUCAACAUCAAACUAACUUAUUAUUUCUGCACAACUCGUAAAAAAGUUGGCUUUUAUACCAGUUUUCUUUUUUUAAAUGUGACGCUUCACAUCCACCUGUCUAUGGCUGUGUCCAAGUCAGAGUAAAGAGUCCUCCUUCAGUUCAUGUGUACAGUAGAUUGUCUGUUUUGGAUAGUUGUGCAUAUCAAUAUGCCACUUAGCAUAACAAUAACACAAUGCCCCCACCUGUGGUACUAAAACCAAGGUCAAAGGAAGCAUAGUUAUGCAAGUCUCUUAUCAAUAAUUGCUUAUGUGUCCAGAAAUUGAAAUCCAGAUGUUGCUUUUUCAAAAGAGGGAAACAUUCUUUCUACUUUCCCCUAAAUAACUUUUUUACAUUUGUCCUCUUAUCAUAAUUACUGAAUGUUGCAGAAAGGAAACCAAUACAACCAGCUAUCUCCAAAAAACACUACUUGCUACAAUACUUUGGAUCACAAACACACACACACACACACACACACACACAACAAAAAUGCUUUUCUAAUCUUAAUCUAUCAUGACCGUGUGUUAG
This is a messenger RNA of Notothenia coriiceps (black rockcod), 2293 nucleotides long. RefSeq names its product tapasin-related protein-like. NCBI's taxonomy places the organism in Eukaryota, Metazoa, Chordata, Actinopteri, Perciformes, Nototheniidae. The transcript is spliced from 4 exons. The record is from RefSeq and is a predicted model, not a curated record. Bases 16 to 633 code for a protein of 205 amino acids.